AUGGGGCUGGUUCACCGGGCACUAAUACAGGCCAUCGUUAAGACGGCCUGUGGGGCGCAGCCGGGAAUGGGACCAAAAUUUUCGGGUUUCACCCACAAGAAAGGUUGGAUUAUGUCAAGGGAGGCUCUGACGCGGCAAUGGAGCCUGAACCACACCAACUCCAAUCCCCCCCAGUUCUCCACCUCUCGUAGUGAGACUGGAACGUCAUCAGUGAGAGUGACGAAGACCCAAGGCGCUGAUCUCGCCUCGAUACAAUCUCGAUACAAGAAAUGCACAGGAGCCAGAGAAAUCAUUUGCUCAGCCUAUCUUCCCGGAGAGAACGCAGAUCCUACCAUCGAGUUAGAGCGAGUGGCGCAGUUCGCCCGAAAACACAAAGCCAAACAUGUGGUGGGUUGUGAUGCUAAUGCUCACCACACAGCCUGGGGAAGCACCAACAUCAACGAAAGAGGUGAGUUACUUUAUGAUUUUCUCAUCUCCAACCGCCUGGUGAGCCUAAACUUAGGUUGUACACCAACCAUUGUAACGCGUGCUAGGCAAGAAGUGUUAGACAUACGAGUAACCUUUGCUACCAAUAACAUGUCGAGGCGGAUAAAUGACUGGCAUGAUAGUAGUGAAAAUUCGAUGUCUGAUCACAAACACAUUAAGUUUGUGAUUGGAGCAUUACCAACCUAUGAAACCUUUGCUUUUAGGGAUCCAAAAGCGACCUCCUGGGAUAUCUACAGAGAUAGACUAAGGAGGAAUUCGGUAACGUUUCCUAAAAGUAUAAAAACGAUUGAAGGUCUGGAGUUAGUGACGGAGACAGUAACCGCAGGCAUCCGUGAAGCCUUCGAGGUCAGUUGUCCCGUCAAAACCAAGACUUCACGACGAAAAGUUCCUUGGUGGAACACUAAGCUAAAAAAAACUUAG
This is a messenger RNA of Parnassius apollo (apollo), 906 nucleotides long. The record is from the annotation of a GenBank genome assembly. Lineage: Eukaryota; Metazoa; Arthropoda; Insecta; Lepidoptera; Papilionidae.